UUUGUACUCCGUGUUUUAACUUCAAGGAUUAUAUUUUUAGUAUUUUUCAACCGUUAUUAUGACUGGAGUUCGAGCACGAAGGUCCAGGAGAAACAAGAAAGUUAAUACAACAAAACCUGCUAAAAAAAGACGGAACAAGCAAAAGAAAACUUUGAAAAUAGCAAAUAAAACUAUACAAAAGCACUGGGAUGAGUCCAAGACACUCAAACAAAACUUCAAGGAUCUUGGUCUAGCAUGUGACGUCAAUAAGUCAUUGCCAUUGGUCAAAAAAAAGAAUAAAUCUGAAAAUGAAGAAGUUGAAAAAAUGGAUACUGAAAACCCUACACAAGUUGUACAAGAAUUGGAAAUGCAGGCAUCAAACUCGGAAGAUAAGACAGAAAGACGUAUUGCACCAGGAGAAGCAAGAUUCAUAUGGAAUCUAAUCCAGAAAUAUGGAAACGAUUUUAAGGCCAUGGCCAGGGACAAGUCAAAUAUUUAUCAACACACACCAAAUCAACUCAAAAGAAAGUAUGAAGGCUUUUUAAGAUCAAGUCAAGACUUUAGCAAACACCUCACAGAUUCUAGCUAAAAUGUUGGAAGUCAGUUUUUAACAGUUCUAUGAUAUAUAAUUCAUUUUUGUUGCUCAUCUCUUUAUAUUUAUAAUAAUAAGGUUUAAGGAGAUCAAACUUCAGGGUAACACAUAGGUUAAUGAGAAUUUUAGGAAACCAAAGGCUUAUAUUCAGUCACAUUCGUCAGUCACCUUAAAAUUACAUCCAAAAUUCAUUUAGAAGAAAUAUGGCCCAUUGGGAUGAGAAAUGAUGUACAGUAGCUGUUAGAAUGUUGAUUUGACAUCCAUGACAAUCAUGAAGUAAAGCAUAGUUGUUGAUCCCUAUUAACUCAGACUUAUGCCCAGUCAUUACUCUUACUUGCAUUGAGGUUAAUAAGAAAGAUUUAAUAUUCUUGCAACCAUGUUCCAUUGCAAAUGGAAACAAGUCUGCUAUUCUCUGUGGUCAAGGGUCUGAUUGACCUUGGAAUGGUCAUCUUUUGUAAUUAGAGUUAAUUGCUGGUUUUGUGCUUUAUCUUGACGAAAUAUUCUUUAUAUGCACUCAUGACAGCUUGAGGUUUCAAAACAUUUAUUUCACACUUUGUUGUUCAACUUAUCAUUAAAUUUUAUCUGUGCAAAAAUAUUCCUUUACUGAACAUUUCUUGGCAUAUUUUCACUCGUCUGCUACUUCAUUAAAGAACUUAUCUUUCUCCAUAGAAAUGGGUGCUUA
Molecule: messenger RNA, 1253 nt
Organism: Actinia tenebrosa (Australian red waratah sea anemone)
Lineage: Eukaryota; Metazoa; Cnidaria; Anthozoa; Actiniaria; Actiniidae
Product: nucleolar protein 16
Biological process (GO): ribosomal large subunit biogenesis
Cellular component (GO): nucleolus
Source: RefSeq, a predicted model, not a curated record